Exophiala xenobiotica is the source of this 2151-nucleotide messenger RNA. RefSeq lists its product as uncharacterized. Bases 1 to 2151 code for a protein of 716 amino acids. NCBI's taxonomy places the organism in Eukaryota, Fungi, Ascomycota, Eurotiomycetes, Chaetothyriales, Herpotrichiellaceae. Gene Ontology annotation, cellular component: nucleus. The transcript has 4 exons. Gene Ontology annotation, molecular function: zinc ion binding; DNA binding. The record is from RefSeq and is a predicted model, not a curated record. Gene Ontology annotation, biological process: DNA-templated transcription.
AUGGGCAGGCCGGCAUGCUCGCUGUGUGCGCGUGUUGGCAGUGAAUGUAUAUUUCCAACGAAAAGAAAGCGUCCAGAGCCUCGGCGCAACAGCAGUAACAAGAAAGAGAAGAAGAGUGACAGCAGAGACGCAAAUACCACAUUCGACAAAUUGCUUGAUAAACCAGACUGGCCUGCUGCUAAGAGAGUUCUGCUCUCUAUCUUCCGUCAUGAAGAUCGCCUCAUGCAACUCAUCAACUCGACAAGCCCCUCGUCAGAUAGCGACAAACGGCGCUCGGCAGGGCCUGCAUGUUCUGAAAGAUCUGAAGGAUCGCCAUCCAGGUCUCAAACACAAGAUAUAGGACAGCCCUUGGGGAGUACAGAGGCCAUAGAAUCGAACGUCCCUCGAUCGACAAAAGUAACAGACUUUCUGCACGAUCCAUCAGGCCAGCAAAUGAUGCAGUUGCAAACCAACGAAGAACAGGGUAAUAUAUGGCAAUUCCAGCAACUAUGCGGACCUUUCGGGGAGAAUGAGUCUGAUCUCUCACAAGGGCUGCUGCCGGACGAAGUCUUGCAAUGGGUUGUGCAGAGUCCAGUCAGACAUCAAGAUCUUCAGAGCUUCCAGUACUCAGAUUCUGCUGGUCAGGCAAGAUCAGAGGCUCAUUCCGCCUCUUCAGGGUUCUCUCUGUCGCCUAGUGGAGGACCUUUUGACACUUCUAGUGCGAAGACUUAUUCUUUGGCAGUACCCGAAGACCAGGUGGUACAUUUGGUUGAGCUCUUCUUCGCCAGAGUGAGCAGCUUCCUACCUAUCUUUCACCGUCCCCGGUUUUAUACUAGAUACAUUCCGCAAAACGUAUCUGACGGAGAAUGUUUCCGACGACUAGACCUGGAGUCAGCUUUGAUACUCAAUGGCAUCAUGUCGUUAUCGGCUCGCUUCUCUACCUCGCCAUACUGGAGCGCAACCACGCCGAACGAACGUGGAGAAAUCUUCGCCCAGAAAGCCAAAACCAUAUUUGCCGAUGCUACUUCCCAAGAAGAUAGGACUCCUACCUUGAGCUACUUGCAAGGCUGCAUUCUGCUUGCAUUCUACCAUCACACCAAUUCGCCCAGCUCUUUUGGAUGGAUGCUGUCUGGUGUAUGCAUGCGCCUAGCGUAUGACCUAGGCAUCAACUAUGUCGACGAGGAUCUGAUCGGACGUACUACCUUCGGUCGCCCUCAAUGGUCGUCUGUCGAAGAAUGGGUGGAGCGCGAAGAGAAACGCCGUGCAUUCUGGUCCGUUUGGGAGCUUGAUGCAUUUCCUUCUACAAUGUCACGUCGGCCUUACGCAAUCGACCGCAAUAAAAUAAAAGCGUUGCUGCCCGCCUCGGAUGAUCACUGGUUUGCUGCUGAGCCGAUUGCGUCUGCCUUCGUAGGAAGCACGCCUGCGACAGCCUGGAAAAGUCUUCAAGGCUCACCGAAUCAGACGGAGAGGGCCUGGUUUCUUGUUGCCAACUCUCUGAUGGUGCUGGCUUCAGAUAUGGUAGAGCAGAAAGGAGUCCCGCAGCAGGUCAAGGAGGAAAUGGAGUCGGUACUCAGUUGUUUUGCCUUGAGUUUGCCUGAGCAGUUCCGUGUAGCAUCCAAUCCUCCAGUUUUCAAUGAGCGGACCUUUGCGUCCAGCAACUGGAUCAUGGCUACGAACAUCAUGCUGACAGUAGCCCGUACUUAUGCAGCUUUGAUCGCAAGCUCGCCCGACAGUACCGUAUCCCCAACCACAACCAACUUGAACUCGACCAACGGGCGGACAGCUACGGCGUCCAAGUGUGUGCAGCAUGGACAUGACAUCGUACGCGUGGUGCGAGCAUGGACACCGGACUACAUUGCUUACACCACGCCAUUCAUUGCGUGUUCUCUCGUUGGGCCUGCAGCCAUGCAUUUUCCAGAUCAUGAAUCCAGUUCCCAGGAGUUGCAGAUCACCAGCGUCGACAAGGAGCUGGUUCUGCUUACGAUACACCAGUUUGCAAGGUACUGGAAAAUUGGCUCCCUGUUAAUUGAUAUCACAACUACCAUUAACAAAUUCAAUGCCGAGUCUCCUUGUGAGCUUACUGCACGGGAGAAGGAAUUGGCAGUGCGGUAUGCGAGUAUUAUGCCGAGCAUGGAGACACGAAACCGAGCGAACUCUAUAGCUUCUCCUUAG